Anarrhichthys ocellatus (wolf-eel) is the source of this 1133-nucleotide messenger RNA. RefSeq names its product RAS (RAD and GEM)-like GTP-binding 1 (gene rem1). The transcript has 5 exons. Lineage: Eukaryota; Metazoa; Chordata; Actinopteri; Perciformes; Anarhichadidae. Gene Ontology annotation, biological process: negative regulation of high voltage-gated calcium channel activity. Gene Ontology annotation, cellular component: plasma membrane. The coding region runs from base 198 to 1133 and encodes 311 amino acids. The record is from RefSeq and is a predicted model, not a curated record. Gene Ontology annotation, molecular function: calcium channel regulator activity; GTPase activity; GTP binding.
UCCACUGCUGAAUUUUUAACGCUGUUGUGGAACUUUUUUUUUCCAGGCGGGUUACUGUGGCACCAGGGUACUGUUACACCGCCGGAGACAGAGAGACAGGGUUCAGUUCAGUUCUGUUGUUUACUGAGGCUGGACCAACACAGGACUGUUGAUGGGGUGUACGGUCUGUCCUGCCCUGAUGCCGUUAUCGUAGCAACAUGACCCUCAACACCCAGAGAGAGAAGGAGCCUCUGCGGCGGCGAGGCAGCACGCCGAUUCCUCCCGCCCACUUCUACCGGCACCAGUCCUGGACUCGGGACUUUCAGGACACUCCGCUCCCCGGCGGCACCCAGCCGGAGCCCGAGCAGCCGAACCCCCAGCGCAACCACCUUCCUCUGGGACAGUCGGCGUCCUACCACCCUGGAGACAAGUCCCUCCACUACCGCGCCCAGUGGAGCUCAGACUCGGACGACGACUCGCAGAGCGACUCGGACUGUGUUUACAGAGUGGUGUUGCUUGGCGACCCCGGCGUCGGAAAGACCAGCCUCACAGGAAUCUUUGCCGGAAUCACAGAGAAAGAUGAACAACCCGGAGAGGACUCAUACGAGCGGACACUGACGGUAGAUGGAGAGGAAUCCACACUCAUCGUCAUGGAUACCUGGGAGAAUGACAAACUGGACGACUCCUCUCAGGACGACUGUCUGAAGGUCGGGACUGCUUACGUCAUCGUCUACUCCAUCACCGACCGCGCCAGCUUUGACGCCGCCGCUGAGCUCCGUAUCACGCUGCGACGCACGCGCCAGGCCGAAAACCUUCCCAUCAUACUCGUGGGCAACAAGAGCGACCUGGUGCGAUCCAGAGAAGUAGCUGUGGAAGAGGGGCGAGCGUGUGCGGUGGUGUUUGACUGCAAGUUCAUCGAGACGUCGGCGUCUUUGCAGCACAACGUGACCGAGCUGUUCGAGGGCGUCAUCCGACAGAUCCGCCUCCGUCGAGACGACGCCGAGGCCCUCCAGCGCCGAGGCUCCGUUUACAAGCGCAAAGAGAGCCUCACCCAGAAGGCUCGGCGCUUCCUGGACCGACUGGUGGCACGCAACAACCAGCGCAUGGCGGUCAAAGUGCGCUCCAAGAGCUGCCACGACCUGGCCGUCCUCUGA